GGACGGUCCCGGGCCAGCGUGUGCGACUGCGCGCCUGACGACCCCUUUGCGACGGCUGUGACUGCCGUAAAGCAAGGUCGCCGCCGCUGCUGUAGAGUGAGAAGUACCUCUUUGUUCACAGAAUAUAAGAUUAUCUUCCUGUUUCAUGAAGAAGAUGAUAACAGCUGGGUUACUGUUAAAGACAUUUGCGAGAAGACCACAGACCAAUGAGUAGAAUCAAUAAGAACGUGAUCUUGGCCCUCCUAACACUGACAAGUUCUGCGUUUCUGCUAUUUCAGCUCUAUUACUACAAGCACUAUCUGUCAGCCAAGAAUGGAACUGGCUCAUCAAAAUCCAAGGGAAACCGAAUUGGAUUUGAUAGCACACAGUGGCGUGCAGUUAAGAACUUUGUUAUGCUGACAUCCAGCCAAAAUGUGCCAGUGUUCCUUAUCGACCCUUGGAUUCUGGAAUUGAUUAAUAAAAACUUUGAACAAGUGAAAAAUACUUCUCAGGGCCCCGCUUCAGACUGCAGGUUCUUCUGUGUUCCGCGAGACUUCACUGCGUUUGCUCUGCAGUAUCACCUGUGGAAGAACGAGGAUGGCUGGUUUCGGAUAGCUGAGAAUAUGGGAUUUCAGUGCCUAAAGAUUGAAAGCAAAGAUCCUCGACUAGAUGGAAUAGACUCACUUUCUGGAACUGAGAUCCCCCUACACUAUGUCUGUAAGCUGGCCACUCACGCCAUCCACUUGGUGGUCUUUCAUGAGCGGAGCGGCAACUACCUCUGGCAUGGUCACUUACGACUCAGAGGACACAUGGACAGAAAGUUUGUUCCUUUUCGAAAGUUACAGUUUGGUCGUUAUCCUGGAGCUUUUGACAGGCCAGAGUUGCAGCAGGUUACUAUUGAUGGGCUAGAUGUCCUUAUUCCAAAAGACCCAGGACACUUUCUAGAAGAAGUGCCACGCUCCAGAUUUAUCGAGUGCAGGUAUAAAGAAGCUCGGGCGUUCCUUCAGAAUGCGGGACUUCCACUCAAACACAAGUUUGGGAAGGUGGAGGACAGCUUGGAGCUCUCCUUCCAGGGACAGGAUGACGUCAAGCUUGACAUUUUUUUCUUCUAUGAAGAGACUGACCAUAUGUGGAACGGAGGCACUCAGGCCAAAACAGGAAAAAAGUUUAAGUACCUGUUUCCCAAGUUCACACUGUGUUGGACAGAGUUUGCAGACAUGAAAGUCCACGUGCCCUGUGAAACAGUUGACUACAUUGAAGCCAACUAUGGUAAGACCUGGAAGAUUCCUGUGAAGACAUGGGACUGGAAGAGCUCACCCCCAAAUGUUCAACCCAAUGGGAUCUGGCCUAUUUCUGAGUGGGACGAGGUCAUCCAGUUGUACUGAGAAUACAAAGUUAAGGAGGGACAUUUCCCAACAAGAAGAUGGGCAGCUGUUCAAAGCACCCCUGUCUUUUUGCUGCAUAUGAGAGCCAAAGAAGAUAAAUGACAAGUGGACCAUCUAAUCAGCUGUCGUUCUACAAUUUCUGAGGAGUUUCUACACCAGGUGAAAUACUAAGUUCUGGUGGAUAGGCAGAGAUGAACAAGCAAAUGCUGCCUCUCUCCUGUCAUGUUGGUAAGCAGUCCAGUCUUCUUUUAAGGGAAUGUCCCCCACCCUCUGAAGAGCUGGUGUACGUUACGAUGUAUUCCAUAAUGAUUCUUAAAAUGUUGAGUGAUGUUUAUGCUGGGAAGUGAGCUCAUCAUUCAAAGCUAAGGAGAGUACAUUAGUUAGGAAUCAUUCAUUCCUGCCUGUCCUCUGGAUUUAAGCUGCUGCGUUCAUGCCACUUUUGAGAUUGUGGGAUGUGAGUUAGUCCUUCAUGAGUGAUCAGACUUUAUGUCGCAUAGAGAAAGGUAGUGGCAGACUCAUCUUACAAGCAUUUCUAUCACAGUUGGCUUAAAGCACAGGGCGAUUUAUAAAGGAAGAUGAGAGUCCAUUUCAAGCCUUGUCAGGAUGCAUAGCUUCAUGUUUGAAGUGAGAGGUUGAUGCCUACGUGAGGUUUAUGUUUCCGACAUCAUAGGAACAUCUUCGCUGACCUGCAGUAGCACGUGCUCAUGAGUCUCUCAGUCUUGCCGUCUGAAAGCUGUGAUUUCCCAAGGCUUACUUUCCUUAUUUCAGUCCCAAUCACUCUUAGAUUUAAAAAAUAGGAGUAAUUCAUGGAUAUUUUUUAUUUUCUGAACUUGGACCUCUUCUACCCUUUAUUUUAAUGUUGGCACUAAAUACUAAUAGACACACCUCUGAGGUUCUAAAUAGACCCUUUAUUUAUUUAUCAACAGUAGCUCUGUUUCUUUAAUAUAUAGCCUACACACUGAUUUAUUUAAAAUAAAGAUACGACUGUUGUUCUCUCCAAUACUACUUCAGGUUUCCAUAAUGAAGGCUUAAUGUGAACCUGGUAACUCUUCCUUGUUCCAGAUCACUGCUUUUAAAGCCUGUGUCCAUCCCUAGAUUUUCCUUCUGCUGAGUGUAAUAGUUCAAGGCUCAGACUUCCUCCCUACCAAGUACUACACCUGCUGGACCCUUGACCUCCUUCUUCUUCACAAAAUACACUCGUGAGUAGGCUGGGUUAGCUGCACCCUUCUCUUUACCUGUACUUAAGCCAUGUGCUCUAAGUGAGAUAUGCAGGGGAGUCUGGUGCAGUAAAUGCUGCCUGGGAGAGGAGGUUCUCUACUCUCUGCUUAGGGAUGCUUCCCAUGACAGCCUGACAGAUUUCCCUUUGAAACUAUAGUUGCAAAAAUGAAAACCAGAAUGUCUAAGGGAAUGAGCUGGCAGAAUUUAAAAAAAACAAAACAAAACAAAAACUUGAGAAGUCACUUGAAGCCACCCACUUCCAAAUUUCAAAAUCAAGGUGAAAACUCUUUGAUAGACAAUAAGCAACAGUCUGUGAGGAUGCAUCCUCCAUGCAGGGAACUGAGUCUCAUCAUAACCAUCAUAAGCAGAUGUUCAGAGACUUUUGUAAUUAUUAACAAAUGUGUCCCCAAAUUACAGAUCAUAAACAGUUCUUUCCUAGAAAAUAAGUCCACAUUCUGUGUACCCACGAUUUAGGUAGCCAACCCUAAUUUCAUUUUUUUGUGUACCAGAAAUACAGCAUUUGAUGAUAGUGUUCUUGAGAAACCCCCUAUCUGAGCCCACUGGGUUGUACUCAGUAUCCAGAAGCAAGUGCACUCACAUUGUGUUUCUUGAGAGCCCUCAUCUCCUGCCAGGGGAGCCGACCUACUCCUGCUCAAAUUGCUUUGUUUGUAUCCAUCUUUGGAGUUCAAGGUUGGGAAGCGUCCAGAGUACAAGCUAUCUUGGCCAAGGUCAGAGGUUUCAUAUAUUCUUUCCUACACAGAGGACAGCUAAACAUCUUGUCUUCCCUCUGAUUGUCUUUAGUGUUGGGGUUCCUUUCUACCUUGGAGAAAAUGAAAGCCUUUCCCAGAAUUUGAAGGCGAGGCCUGCUUUGUAAAAUGAUCCCAUGAUUCAGUCACAGUGAAGCCUGUGCUUCUUAACCUUUGAACUCUGCUGUCCAGAGACCUUGGGUUAGGUGCGCUCACCCCCUUACCUUCUCAGAUCACUUUUCAUUCCUCCCUGAAUAUGCCCACUGUCUUUUUAUAUGACUACUUUCCGGUCUGAUUGCCUGGUUUACUUGAAGAUAUCUCUUCUGUUAACUUGUUGGCAGUUAUGUAACCAAGGAUAUCUCCAGAGAGACCCUGAGAAGCAAACACUUUCUCAGUUUGCAACAGCCAGCUACUGUUCCAAACAUGGAGCACAUGCCCUGCUCUUGGCUGCCUUAUUGACAUCUGGCCACCGAGAUAAAAUAAUAGUCACCACAGCUGGCCGUCUAAGAAUAGCUGAGCCGCUAGAGAACGGGCUUCUCAGAUUCCCUUGCUAGCCUGCAGUGUGACCACUGUGUACUUAGUGAAGCAUUCUUUCUGGCCCUCAUUUCUCAGCUGGUCGGUAAUCCCAGGAAGGAGCUAGCUGAGCAGAACAGCUGAGGCCACGAUGCAGCAAGUGUUCUGUGACUUCUGGUCUGCUGCUGUCUGCAGACCUGAGAUCAGUUCUCAAUGUGGCCUCGAUGACACCUGACUCCAGUGUCUCGGUCUCGGGGACGUGCCCCUUGGGGUGCUCCUGCCAGCCCCCGCUGAAGGCCUCAGGUGACAAAAGACACUAAGGAGGAAGGUUUUUUUCUUGUCCAGAAUUCUUAAGCUACCUUCUUACCUUUAUCUGGAAAAAAAAAAAAAAAGCCUUAUCUACAAAAAAUAGAACAGUUUAUGUCUGAAGACAUCAGCCUGUGUUUCCUGACUCUUGAAAUGUUUUAAAGGGUACUCCGGUUCAGGGCUAGGGUUAAGUACUUAUAAAAUGUGCUGUUUCCAACUUCCUGUUUCCUUGGUAAUCAUUUAAAUUGUAGGUGAGGAUGCACUGCCUUCUCAGAAGGUUGCAUGACAGAAGUUGCUUAUAAAUAAAAUUGGGGGUGGGGCACUGAGAUGACUUAGUGGGUAAAAGCCCUUGUCACCAAAGCUGACUUGUGCAUGAUCCCCAGUACCCAUCCAGUGCAAGGAGAGAACUGAUUUCCACAAGUUGCCUGUGACUCCUGCGCGUAGGCUCCAGUGUGCUUGCAUCUCCUCUCCAGCACACAGGUAAAUGUAGUGAAACAGCCUAUUGUGUCUGCGCAGUGCAGCUCAGAUGAUGUCGUUUAUGAACUGAGAGUCAUUGCCGUAUUACCUCCACCUGUAAACAGAGCUGCGCUUUCAUUCAGCUGACCAAGCUGCUGUCUUCUGAUGGUAUCCAUGUACUACUGUUUUCUUCUAAGCCCGGCCAGUUUGCUCUCUGAUUUGGUGCCUGAUCUGCUAUGGACUUGCUUUUCAGUAUUCUAGUUUUGGGUGGCAAACAUCACCAUAUGUACAGAUCUGCAGAACCGAGGCUUUGGAGUGCUUAGUUAUUCUUUGCCUACCCUGGAUGGAGAUGCGGAUAGUGGAGACUUCUUGCCCAGCGUGUGUGAGGCCAGGAUCAGUACAAAUCGCAAGAAAUCUGAGCAGAAGGAUUACCAUGUUCGAGACCAGCCUGGGCUACACUGUGAAGACUCUGUAUUGAGGGAGGAAGAAGGAGAGAAGAGAGACAGACACAGAGAAAUGAGAAUAUGCUCAUGUCAAUCAUCUGCCCACAGAUUUAUGUUUUUGUCUAAGCUAGGCAAGAAGUAGCAGCAUAUGUCAUCCUGUUUUAAGUUAUUUUACAUUAGAGCAAAACACUAAUUAUAGUUAAUUGUAGGCAAACAAUUUAGUCCUUUUGUAUACAACCAGUAAGCAAAUAUAAAUUUUCUGAGAAUUUUUGUUUCUGUCCCCUCAGAACACGUAGGCUAGAAUUUGCCCCCAUAAUUCCUAGACCCAACCUAAUAGAAUUUUUCUGGGGGCCCACACAGCUAUCCGAACUUCCUCUGAGAAGCUUUUACAGAAGGGAGUGUAUAGGAAAGCUUUGUCACAUGAAAUAUCCUGCCAUGCACUUUAAACACUACAACCUUCUGACAAUUUGUUCAAAGCAUGAAAAUUAGUUCAUGAGUUUAUUGAAUGCAAAUCAUGUGUAACUCUGUCAACAUGUGUAUGACUGAAACAUGUAUGUGAAUUUUCUAGACUAUCUCAUGUUUUAAACAUGGGAUUUCAGUGUAUGCAUACCAGUUUCCUACUUGGUUUUUGUCUUCAGGUAUAGUUCAUGGUACUACUGAAAAGACUUUUAAUAUUAUUACUCUGAGGAUUUGUAAUAUAUGAUCUACUUGGGGAUGAUUAAUAAAAAAUUUUUAAUCUGU
Alexandromys fortis (reed vole) is the source of this 5787-nucleotide messenger RNA. It is a transcript of the gene Fktn, whose product is annotated as fukutin. Lineage: Eukaryota; Metazoa; Chordata; Mammalia; Rodentia; Cricetidae. The transcript has 9 exons. The coding region runs from base 207 to 1364 and encodes 385 amino acids. Gene Ontology annotation, cellular component: Golgi membrane. The record is from RefSeq and is a predicted model, not a curated record.